AUGUCCACAUACUCACCGCCAACUACACUCGAAAUCCAUCCGUCACUCGAUGCCUUUAGAGUCCCUAUCCGGGAAUAUCUGGCGAGCACGAAUCCGCCUCUUGCGGGCCUCAUUGUGAGCGCUCUCAUCUUCAAGCCCGCCAAAAGCCACACGGCCAACGGCGGAGGUGCCCAGCGGCACGGAGAGAAAGACCGAGUGCUUCUCGUUCAGCGCUCCGCCACGGACGGCUGCCCCCAUCUCUGGGAGGCACCGGGGGGCGGUGCCGAGCCGGGGGUGGACGGGAGCCCGCUUGACGCUCUCGUCAGGGAGGUAAGGGAGGAGACCGGUCUCACCGUGGUCAGAGUCCGCGGUCUCGUCGAUGCCGAGACGGAGUGGACUGUGAAGGGGGGGGCGUGGCGCAAGGCCAGCUUCGAGGCGGAGGUCGAGGCACACGACCAGACCUCUGAUAUAGAAGCGGAUACUGUGGACGUCGUGCUGGAUCCGGCGGAGCACCAAGACUAUGCUUGGGUGAGCAGGGAGGAGUUGGCCGGGGGCAUGACUGCUGACGGGAGGGAACUGAACAUAACAUUUCCCACCCAGACGGACAUUCUGAUGAAGGGCUUUGAUCUCCGAGAACGGACGGAUUUGAAACUCGAAGCGCAAUAG
Messenger RNA from Thyridium curvatum, 645 nucleotides. RefSeq lists its product as uncharacterized. Lineage: Eukaryota; Fungi; Ascomycota; Sordariomycetes; Thyridiales; Thyridiaceae. The record is from RefSeq and is a predicted model, not a curated record. The transcript has a single exon. Bases 1 to 645 code for a protein of 214 amino acids.